AUGCAGACAGAGGAUUUUGCAAAAUGUGAUCAUGAAUGCCCUGAUGAAAUUCAUCAAAAAUCAAUAGAUGGUUUACUACCAGAAAAAUCUUAUUGCGAUUUGCAACCGUUUCAUGAUCCUCUUAAUGCUUUACCUCCUGGAAAAAAAGGAUAUCUAUCUAAUGAUGACAUUGAUCAUCCACCAACAUCAGAUUCAUUAUUUGGAAAUGAAUUAAAAAAUUUUGCAAUAAUCGACUUGGUUCAGCAUUGCAAACAACAGAUAAGCUUAUUAAGACUUGGAUUUCUUCCACACUCUGAAAUUCUAUUUGAAAAUAAGAGUAUAUUUGAUGCUGAGUUUAUUCAAAAUAAACUGAAGGAAGGACAUGAUGGAGUUGAAGCCCUUCAACAAAUGGCAGAAGUUGCGCAGACAUAUAAUGAUACUAGUUCUAAUAAUAUGCAAUGUAAAUAUGUAAAAUUGCCUGAUACAAUACGUCUUAUUGAUAGUUUUACAGAUGUGGCAAGUAGCUUGAUAGAAUACAAGCCUAUAUUAAUGCAAGAAUCUUUAGAUACGAAUUGUUAA
Molecule: messenger RNA, 558 nt
Organism: Dentiscutata erythropus
Lineage: Eukaryota; Fungi; Glomeromycota; Glomeromycetes; Diversisporales; Gigasporaceae
Source: the annotation of a GenBank genome assembly